Hypanus sabinus (Atlantic stingray) is the source of this 5343-nucleotide messenger RNA. RefSeq names its product general transcription factor II-I repeat domain-containing protein 2-like. Bases 1430 to 2407 code for a protein of 325 amino acids. The transcript has 2 exons. The record is from RefSeq and is a predicted model, not a curated record. NCBI's taxonomy places the organism in Eukaryota, Metazoa, Chordata, Chondrichthyes, Myliobatiformes, Dasyatidae.
UUUGCUCCAAGGAAAGAGACAGGAAAAGGGAAAGCAGCAGUCCCUAUCGGAUGUGCCGUGGUAAUCAGUAAAUCAACAAAAGAGACCCGGGUAGACAGAGUACGAGAAGGGUCUGAGACUUGUAUGUCAAACGGAACCGUGUCUGUGAGGGAGGGAGACACCUCAAUUCCAGUACGGAUCUGGAGAGACACGGGGGCUGAACUAUCAUUAAUCAGCAGUAAGGUACUAGAUUUUGGUCGCAAGACAGGAAUGGUAGCUGUGAAAGGAAUAGGCCAAGGGACGGAAAUGGUGCCCUUGCAUAGGGUCAUUAUGAAUUGUGUGCUAGUCUCUGGACCAGUUGAAAUAGGGGUGCGAUCAGAUUUCCCGAUAACUGACGCUUACGUCCUUCUUGGUAACGAUUUAGUUGGUGGUAAGGUUUGGUCAGCAAUGACGCUGACAAGCCGGCCGGUGAGUGUUGCGGCCCCGCUCCUAGAUUCCAAGAUCUAUCCCGCUUGCGCGGUCACUCGCAGCAUGUCGAGAAAGGCAGCUGAGAAAGGGAGCAGCUUAAAUCCGGCCAGUUUUGAUUUGGCCGAGACGUUUUUAUCGACCCUGUACCACGAGGGUUUAGAGGGUGGUAAAAUGAAGAGUAGUAAAGUGAAAGAGAGUAAGGGAGAGGAGGUAGACCUGCCCUUAGCGAGGAGAAAAGUUUAGAGGCACAAAAUAAAGAUGAGGAACAGAUAGAGCUGUUAAAAGGUCCAGAGUUGGACAUGGAUGAUCUGUCUGGUUUGGCAGAACUGUUUGAAGAGGUUGAAACUUCUAAAGGUGUUCCCGAUAAUGAAAUGACGGCAGCCCUAGCUGAAAAGGGUGCCCUUACCUUGAAGAAGUCUGCUGGGUUGGCAGAUGAGGUUGUUUCAGCCCGCGGGGUUGAGUUUACUCCGGAAGGGAGUUGCCCAGAGAGUAGUGGGACGGGGGUCCGGAGCCACUUGCGUCUCUUUUACCUCAGUGCUGCGGCUCCCUGUUGCUUUGGGAAAUAAUUGGCCAGUAUUUAAUUAAAAUGUAUUUUAUGUUAGUUUGUUAGUUUUUGAAAUGUAAUUCUAAAUUUGAAGAUUAUGGUGAUCUUGUACAAUCUAAAUAAGACGUUGUGGCGACACAUUUCCUGGCACAUUGGAACCGGCUCACAAUUAGCCAGCGUUCAGGCUAAGGGAGAUAGCCUACGGGGGUUUGUGAGUACGUGUCUUUUGCAGCAUCCGCGCCCAUGGGGGCCAGGUUGAGGGAGGCUUAAAAGCAAGGCUGUUUAGUUCGAAUAAAGUUAUUCGACUGCAGUUUACUGACUGCGUGAGCACACUGCUACAACGUGUUUUUAUCGCUAUUAAUAUACGUCACCACUGCCAAUACCUGACACCCGUCAGUGCGCGAUUUCUUUAAUUUUUCGAUCCAAGGUAGGCCAACUAUGGAGAAUUCUAAAAAAAGAAAAGUGACUGAAGAAAACAGAACGUUUAAUGAUACGUGGACAGAUUCAUUUGCUUUCACUGUUGACGAGACUGGUUUACCGGUAUGCUUAAUAUGCAAUGAGAAACUAGCAAACAACAAAAAGUCAAAUGUUACAAGGCAUUUCCAGAAUAAACAUGCAGCCUUUGCUCAAAAAUAUCCGGAUGGAGAUGAGAGAAAAAAAGCCGUUUCGGAACUGAUGUGGAAGAUUGAUCUGAGCAAAAAUCAUUUCAAGCAAUGGAUGAAGUCCGGAAAACCAACGACAUACGCUAGUUAUAUUGCCGCUCAGGAAAUAGUCAGGCACGGGAAGCAGUUUACAGAUAGUGAAUAUAUAAAAGAAUCUUUCAUUAAGAUUUCAGAACAUCUAUUCAUGGACUUUAAAAACAAGAGUGAAAUUGUGCAGAAAAUCAGGGAUAUGCCCCUCUCUGCAAAGACUGUCAAAGACAGAACCAUAAAAAUGGCAGAAGACAUCACAAGACAGCAAAUUAAAGACAUCAAUUCAGCUGUGGCCUACUCGAUUGCCUGUGACGAGUCUAAAGACAAAGGUGAUAUUGAACAAAUAGCGCUGUUCUGCCGGUAUGUAAACUCUGCCGGGCCACAGGAAGAACUGAUUGAGUUGAUACCUCUAAAAGACCAAACACGGGGGGAGGACAUCUGUGAGGCUGUCUUGAAUUGUUUAAGAGCCAAAGGAAUAAAGUCUACCCACCUGGUGUCAGUAGCUACUGAUGGGGCACCGAACAUGACGGGAACGCACAAGGGAAUUGUGGCUUUACUGCAGAAGUCGCUGGACAGAAAGCUGCUGAUUUUUCACUGCAUCUUGCACCAAGAGGCACUGUGCGCUCAAACAUUUCCUCCGGAAUGCACAGAAGUAGUGGAUGUUGUCAUUCAGAUUGUCAAUAAAAUAAUGGCAAAAAGUUUAAAUCACCGUCAAUUCCGUUAGUUACUGGACGAGCUGGAAAGCGCAUAUUCUGAUCUCCUGUUGCACAACAAAGUCCGGUGGCUGUCCAGAGGGGAGGUGCUGAAAUGCUUUGUCGCGUGUCUGGAAGAAGUGAAAACUUUCCUGGGCAGCAAAGGGCUGCAAAAGCUACACUUCAUGGUAAACAUGACAGCACACCUGAACACGCUGAACACAGCUCUUCAGGGGAAAGGACGUACAGCCCUACACAUGUUGGAGGAUGUUUUGGCAUUCGAGCGCAAGUUGACAGUGCUUGCCAGAGAUUGACAGAAAGGCACUCUGUCUCACUUCCCCAAUUUGAGAGAGUUCAAACAAGGUCACGACAUGAUAAAUUCGGAGUAUUUACAUUCUGCAAUCAUCGCAAUGCAAACAUCGUUUGGGAAAUGCUUCUGUGAGUUCAGAGAGGAAAAAAAAACACAUUAUCCUUCCCGGUCACUCCCCUAAGCAUCGAUUCAUCUCUACUGAAUACGACUGCAUUGGCAGGUGUGAGUAAACCUGAUCUUGAGGUGGAACUAGCCGACAUACCCGACAAAGACAUAUGGGUGUCCAAGUUUAGACGCUUGACAGCAGACCUUGAAGAUGUUGCCCGUCAGAAGGUCGUUCUUGCUGAGAAUCACAAAUGGAGUGAUACUGAAAACCUCCCAAAACCAGACAAACUUGUGUUCGAAACAUGGAAUGCUAUCCCCGACAUUUAUGUAAACAUUAAAAAGUAUGCGCUUGGAGUCCUGUCGAUCUUUGGAUCCACAUAUGUAUGUGAGCAGGUGUUCUCCAACAUGAACUUUAUUAAAAACAAACAUCGCGCACGCCUCACAGAUGACAGCUUGCGAUCCUGUGUAAAGAUGAAGGUGACGUCAUACAGCCCUGAUGUGCAGACGCUGUGCGCUGUCCAGGAGCAGAAAUCCAAUUAACCAAGUUGACAGCUGGCUGACGUUAUUGUUGGUUUGCUGCUGUUGGAAAAUUUAAGUUCAGCGUUUUUCACAAAUACAAGAAGGACUCAAAUAGACAUUGAAUAUUUUACUUAAAAGUAACCUUCAACCCAACGUCUUUUUUUCGGAGUUCAAAAUGUUUUUGUUGCAUGCAGAAAUGUAAUUUCGUUUUCUCUGCAGGAGUUCAUCAAUUUCAUAAAUGCAACACAUUAUAGUUUGUUUAUACAUAGCAUAAAGGCAAAAGAAUAUAUGUUAUUAAUGGGUGGUGAUUUUAAUACUUGUUUAAAGUCUUUAAUGGAUAAGUCAUCAUCCAAGCAUCAACUCCCUAAUCGUUCUGCAUUACUUAUUAAUUCCUUUUUAACGGAUUAUGGCUUAAACAAAAUUUGGAUACACAUGCAUCCUUGUGAUAGAGAAUAUUCCUUUUUCUCACACGUUCAUAAUAAAUAUUCGAGGAAUGAUUAUUGUAUAGUUGACCCUCGAUUUCUAUUCAAUGUUCAGAAAUGUGACUAUGAUGCAAUUGUUAUCUCUGAUCACGCUCCUUUAAACCUAAUAUUUGAACUGAAAGAUGUUGCUACUACAGGACCACCUUGGUGCUUUCCCGAACAUUUGUUACAAUGUUCAGAAUUUGUUGAGUUUAUUGAAACUCAGAUAAAAGAGUUUUUUUUCUUUAAUAAUACAGGAAACGUUUCAAAGUUAGUGAUUUGGGAUACAUUAAAUGCUUAUUUACGUGGUCAAAUUAUUUCUUAUAUAGCUAAGCUGAAGAAACAGACAAGAAUGGAAUUAGAUAAAAUUUCUAAACAAAUUAAAAAUUAGAUUACAGCAAUGCAACCUCUCCAAACAUUGAUUUAUUUAAAAGAAGAGUGGAAUUACAAUACAACUUAACUUAUUAUUAACUUAUCUUAUUGAAGGAUAUUUACUUAAAUUGAAAAGUCAGUUUUAAAUUUCUGGGGUUAAAAAUAGUAAGCUCUUAGCUUCCCAAUUAAGGGCAGCUAGAGCUAAAAGACAGAUUGUAAUGAUUCGUAAAGAUAAUGGGUAUUUCGUAAGUAACCAUAAAGACAUUAAUAAUACUUUUCAGGAUUUUUAUUCUGAUCUUUAUAAAUCUCUAUUUCCUGCAGAUUCCUCUAAAAUGAAUGUUUUUUUUACAUAAGAUUAAAUUUCCUCAAAUUACUAUUGAAGAUCAACAGAUGUUUGAUGCUCCAAUCACUGAACAUGGAAUUCAGAAAGCUAUGUUGUUAAUGCAAUCAGGUAAAGAUCCUGGACAUGAUGGCUAUUUGGUAGGAUUUUACAAAAAAUUGAAAAAUUACUCUGUCAACGUCUUUUGGAAAUAUUUCAUGAAUCUUUUGAGAAGGAUAAUUUACUUUCUCUUUUUUAUGAAGCUUCUGUUUCCUUAAUCCUUAAGAAAGAUAAAGAUCCAACUGAAUGUUCACCAUAUAGACCUAUUUCGUUAUUAAAUGAGGAUGUAAAAAUUCUCUCUAAGAUGAUGGCUAACCGUUUGGAAAAAAUAAUCUAAAAUUAUUUCUAUGGAUCAAACAGGCUUUAUUAAAGCCCGUUACUCUUUCUCCAAUGUUCGGAGACUGAUGAACAUUAUAUAUUGACCACUAUCUAAGAAACCCCAGUGUGUUAUUUCUCUUGAUGCAGAAAGGCAUUUGAUUGAGUGGAGUGGACAUAUCUGUUUAAGGUAUUAGAAAAAAUUGUUUUUGGUAAUAAUUUUAAUAGAUGGAUUCAAAUAGUUUAUAAGAUUCCUACUGCUACUGUUAUUAUGAAUAAUAUUAGGUUCUCUCUUUUCACUUUCACGCGGUACUAGACAGGGAUGUCCUUCAAGCCCUUUAUUAUUUAAUCUUGUAUUGGAGCCUUUUGCCAUAACACUCCAUGAAGCUAAAAAUAGUCAUUGUAUCUCUAUAAAUGGGAUUAUACAUAAGAUUUCUUUUUAUGCAGUUGAUAUUCUGGUUUAUAUUUCAAACCCUGAAGAAUCUAAUCCUAACCUUCUGGAAGUAC